Neurospora hispaniola is the source of this 642-nucleotide messenger RNA. RefSeq lists its product as uncharacterized. The record is from RefSeq and is a predicted model, not a curated record. The transcript is spliced from 4 exons. NCBI's taxonomy places the organism in Eukaryota, Fungi, Ascomycota, Sordariomycetes, Sordariales, Sordariaceae. The coding region runs from base 1 to 642 and encodes 213 amino acids.
AUGGUCCGUGUAAAGUUCUCCACGAAGCCCCCUCCCCACUGGAAGGCGCACUCGUUGGACACGAGGAAGCGUCAACAGACCAAGAAGGGUCGACAGUCCGAAGCCGACAACGACGACGAGACUUGGCUUCUUCUCCCAGAGCCUUCCUCAAACACAGAACAGCUAGAGGUCGUCGAGAUCAAAAAAGUUGUCAUCGAACCUCCUCGGGCUGGCACCCGCUUGCACGCAGCCAUGGAACUGAUUCCCGUUGAAGACAUCGUUGCCGAACUGUAUUAUCUCGGCUGUCCCCCGACGAACAACGAGCUAGUCACCCAUGCGAGAAUGUUUUUCGAAGGAGCUGUCGCACUCGAUGCUACAGGUAAAGUCAAGGAUGCAGCGAGCGACAUCAUACUUCAUCUGGCAUCUAUCAUCAACGGAGGAGAGACUGGAGCAUUCCCAAUGGGCCACCAGUAUGAACUUUUGAACAAGCAGGUCACAUUCCUCAGUGCCCUACUUGAUCUCACUGACCGCCCUCAAACACCCGUAACCUGUGCCGCUAAGCCUGCGACAACGAAGCCCGCCAGAAAGCGUGUGUCCCAGUUGCAGCACAACAUUCCGAAGACCGACCGCGUCCUCCGUUCAAGAGCCACGAAGUCGAACUAG